Molecule: messenger RNA, 3157 nt
Organism: Acinonyx jubatus (cheetah)
Lineage: Eukaryota; Metazoa; Chordata; Mammalia; Carnivora; Felidae
Gene: GDF5
Product: growth differentiation factor 5
Exons: 2
Coding region: 869-2368 (499 amino acids)
Biological process (GO): SMAD protein signal transduction; BMP signaling pathway
Cellular component (GO): extracellular region
Molecular function (GO): growth factor activity; cytokine activity
Source: RefSeq, a predicted model, not a curated record
GGCCCCAGACUAGACACAGGGGUUGAAGCUGCUUUAAAACACCCCAAGGACUUAACUGAAAACCCACACUCCCCAUGCUUCUGGGGCUUAAGAUCUUGAGCUCAUUCCUCAGUAUCUCUCCUCAGGAAGGUGGGGUGGGCUGCCCCGUGAGGUGGAGGUGAAGACCCCUGAGUCUGCUCCACAGACUGAGAGGCCCCCUAAGCCUAGAGCCCUGCUGCGGGGCUCUGUGCCAAGAGCCCCCGUGAGCCAUGGCCUCGAAAGGGCAGCGGUGAUUUUUUUCACAUAAAUAUAUCGCACUUAAAUGAGUUUAGACAGCAUGACAUCAGAGAGUAAUUAAAUUGGUUUGGGUUGGAAUUCCGUUUCCAAUUCCUGAGUUCAGGUUUGUAAAAGAUUUUUCUGAGCACCUGCAGGCGUGUGUGUGUGUGUGUGUGUGUGUGUGAAGUAUUUUCACUGGAAAGGAUUCAAAACUUAAAAAAAAAAAAACUGGAGCACACAGGCAGCAUUACGCCAUUCUUCCUUCUUGGAAAAAUCCCUCAGCCUUAUACAAGCCUCCUUCAAGCCCUCAGUCAGUUGUGCAGGAGAAAGGGGGCGGUCGGCUUUCUCCUUUCAAGAACGAGUUAUUUUCAGCUGCUGACUGGAGACGGUGCACGUCUGGAUACGAGAGCAUUUCCACUAUGGGAUUGGAUACAAACACACACCCGGCAGACUUAAAGAGUCUCAGACUGAGGAGAAAGCCUUUCCUUCUGCUGCUACUGCUGCUGCCGCUGCUUUUGAGGGUCCACUCCUUUCAUGGUUUUUCCUGCCAAACCAGAGGCACCUUCGCUCCUGCCGCCGUUCUCUUUGGUGUCAUUCAGCGGCUGGCCAGAGGAUGAGACUCCCCAAACUCCUCACUUUCUUGCUUUGGCACCUGGCUUGGCUGGACCUGGAAUUCAUCUGCACUGUGUUGGGUGCCCCUGACUUGGGCCAGAGACCCCAGGGGGCCAGGCCAGGAUUGGCCAAAGCAGAAGCCAAGGAGAGGCCCCCUCUGGCCCGGAGCAUCUUUAGGCCAGGGGGUCACAGCUAUGGUGGGGGGGCCACCAAUGCCAGGGCAAAGGGGGGCACCGGGCAGACAGCAGGCCUGACACAGCCCAAGAAGGAUGAACCCAAAAAGCUGCCCCCCAGAUCGGGUGGCCCUGAACCCAAGCCAGGACACCCUUCCCAGACAAGGCAGGCUGCAACGCGGACUGUGACCCCAAAAGGACAGCUUCCUGGGGGUAAGUCACCCCCAAAGGCAGGAUCUGUCCCCAGCCCCUUCCUGCUGAAGAAGGCCAGGGAGACUGGGCCCCCUCAAGAGCCCAAGGAGCCGUUCCGCCCGCCCCCCAUCACACCCCACGAGUACAUGCUCUCGCUGUACAGGACGCUGUCCGAUGCUGACAGAAAGGGAGGCAACAGCAGCGUGAAGUUGGAGGCUGGCCUGGCCAACACCAUCACCAGCUUUAUUGACAAAGGGCAAGAUGACCGAGGUCCUGUGGUCAGAAAGCAGAGGUACGUGUUUGACAUUAGUGCCCUGGAGAAGGAUGGGCUGCUAGGGGCCGAGCUGCGGAUCUUGCGGAAGAAGCCCUCAGACGCGGCCAAGCCAGUGGCCCCCGGCAUCAGGCGGGCUGCCCAGCUGAAGCUGUCCAGCUGCCCCAGCGGCCGGCAGCCGGCAGCCUUGCUGGAUGUGCGCUCCGUGCCAGGCCUGGACGGAUCUGGCUGGGAGGUGUUCGACAUCUGGAAGCUCUUCCGAAACUUUAAGAACUCAGCCCAGCUGUGCCUGGAGCUGGAGGCCUGGGAACGGGGCCGGGCCAUGGACCUCCGUGGCCUGGGCUUUGACCGGGCUGCCAGGCAGGUCCACGAGAAGGCCCUGUUCCUGGUAUUUGGCCGCACCAAGAAACGGGACCUGUUCUUUAAUGAGAUUAAGGCCCGCUCCGGCCAGGAUGAUAAGACUGUGUAUGAGUACCUGUUCAGCCAGCGGCGAAAAAGGCGGGCCCCACUGGCCACGGGCCAGGGCAAACGGCCCAGCAAGAACCCCAAGGCCCGCUGCAGUCGGAAGGCACUGCAUGUCAACUUCAAGGACAUGGGCUGGGAUGACUGGAUCAUCGCGCCCCUUGAGUAUGAGGCCUUCCACUGUGAAGGGCUAUGUGAGUUCCCCUUGCGCUCCCAUCUGGAGCCCACGAACCAUGCAGUCAUCCAGACCCUGAUGAAUUCCAUGGACCCUGAGUCCACGCCACCAACCUGCUGUGUGCCCACACGACUGAGUCCCAUCAGCAUCCUCUUCAUUGACUCUGCCAACAACGUGGUCUAUAAGCAGUAUGAGGACAUGGUUGUGGAGUCUUGUGGCUGCAGGUAGCAGCACUAGCCUUCUGUCUUCCUGGCUGGCACAUCCAGGAUGCUGGUCACAAGAGCCCCUCCCUGCACUCCCAGAAUCAGAGAAGUCGGGAAAAUACAGCCAGGACGUCUACACAGCCUGCACGAAAGGGGAUUCCAACAGCCUUGCUCUUACUCUCUGAGUGGGACUGGGUUAGAGAUUCCUUUCUAGCCACAAGUCCCCUUGUCUGAGGAUUUCUGCCCUUCUGCUGCUCUGACUGCCGGGACAGACCCAGGGAGACAGACUGAAUGGGACUGAGACCCAGGAGAUGUUGUUUUCCCCUGAGACCCAGCCCACAACUUCUCCUUACUUGGGCCUUGUUGGCUUCUGGACUCUCCAGGGAGGGCUCCUCUUGGGAAAGCCACACCUGCCAUCCCCACCUUGAAUCACCAUUGUGCCUGGUGACUUUCUGCCCCUGGGGCAGAUGAGAUGCUGAUUGGGCAGGGGUGGGCAAGACGGGAGAGGGCUCGGGCAGGGGUGAGGAGUGUGAGGCUGUUAGACUGUUAGAUUAAAAUGUACAUUGAUGAGAUAAAAAGCAAAACUGUUACUAAAACGGUGGCAAAUUUCUUGUUUACUCCAGGGGACCCAGUGACCUCCUCAAAGCAUGACUGACCCACGGAGGGGAGGUGGGUUGCCUGAAGCAAAUCAGGACAGACAGUACAAGCUGAGUAGGGCCAAUGCUACCUCUAACCCCACUCCCGUUCCUUCCAAAGGCCUUUUGGUCUGGAUCUCCAUCUGCUUCUCCGGGGUCUGGCAACAGACUUAGGUUUU